Messenger RNA from Carassius gibelio (silver crucian carp), 1663 nucleotides. RefSeq names its product cyclin-dependent kinase inhibitor 3. The record is from RefSeq and is a predicted model, not a curated record. Lineage: Eukaryota; Metazoa; Chordata; Actinopteri; Cypriniformes; Cyprinidae. The transcript has 8 exons. Gene Ontology annotation, cellular component: nucleus. Gene Ontology annotation, biological process: protein dephosphorylation. Bases 31 to 693 code for a protein of 220 amino acids. Gene Ontology annotation, molecular function: protein tyrosine phosphatase activity.
UCCUUUAAGUAUGUUUUAAAAUAGCUGCGCAUGCGCAGUGCGGAGUGGUGUGUUUUGACUGGGGCAAUGAGGACAAGUGAGUUUGAUUCAUCUGACGAAGAGGACUUCGGUGAAGAGGAAGCUACGCCUUUUCAGAUCUCAUGGUUGUCUCUGUCAGUGGUGGAGUGUUCCCAGUCUCUUGGCAUUUGUUCCUUACCUGGAUGCAGGUAUAAAGACAUCAGACGAAACCUGCAGAAAGAUGUUGCUGAGAUGUGUGAUCAGGGUGUGGAGGACGUGUUUGUGUUCUGUACCAGAGGAGAGCUGGUGCGCUACAGGGUGCCCUGUCUGUUAGAGGUUUAUUCUCAGAAUGGACUCAGAGUGCACCACGUCCCCUUCCCGGAUGGUUGCACUCCAGAGCUUCCUCAAUGCUGCUGCAUUCUGGAAGAACUGCAGGACUGCCUGCAGAAUCAACGCAAGACUGUCAUACAUUGCUAUGGAGGCCUGGGACGCUCAGGGUUAAUUGCUGCAUGUUUGCUGCUGCAGCUCUCUGUCGCCAUGACGCCCAGCGCUGCUCUAGAGACCCUGAGGGAGCUGAGAGGGGGCGGAGCCAUUCAGACCAUCAAGCAAUACAACUUCCUUCAUGAGUUUCGUGAGAAGUUUGAAGCAUAUCAAGAAACCAAAGAGGGGCUUUCAGAGAGAUCAGUGUCUCGAUGAUACACCUGACAUCCAGAUGAUGUAACAGCAGAUAAAAAGACAAAUGACUUUAAUUGGUGUUUUUGCUCUAUAGAUUUUCUCUACUUUAUGAAUGCAUAUGUUUCUUUUUUGAUGGCACUUUAAAAAGUCUGUAUUUUUAUAAGUCUAUCUAAUAAUAUUGUGCUUAAUAUAUAGCUUUAAUUUUGCAAUUAAAUGGGUCUUGUUCAGUAAGUGAGUCUUAAAGGUGCAGUAAGUGAUUUCUGAGAAACACUGUUGGAAAUUAUCAAGAUCCAAACAAACAAUUUUGUUCUGUGUGUGCUAAAACAAAUUGUGUUUGAACAUAGUCCUGGCCGUGUAAAUAAGGGAAAAACGAAGUGGAUUGGACCGAUCAGACCGAGCCCCAUAAUAAUAGAGGGUUGAUUAUGCUCAUGAUGGGGAGGAGAGAGGGUGAGCAAGCGGGAGGUUUGACUAGACUGUAGAAGAACACAUGGCUUAGACAUUUAUUUACCUAGAACAUAAUUCAGAGGAAUAUCAUUAGAAAAAGAAAGCUUACAAUCAGGCAAACUGUCGGAGCCGGAAAAGCUUUCUGAUGCUGGAGAGACUGAAAGUCAAAAAAGGACACCAGUGACCGAGGUUGCUUUGUUUCCUUUCCAAAUGUAACAUUAGUUUUUGUGUCUGAGAAACUAUGUUGCUUAUGUUAGUGAGGUCAUUUGGAUGGUGUGGUGGAUAAAUCAUUAUGCAGCUGUUUACAAUAAUUCCUGGAAAUUCUUUAUCAAAGAAAUAUAUUGCAUCAGUUACCUGUUAAGUAAACCAAACCUUUUCAUUUAAACAAAGCAAUGCUAAUUGUCAUAAAAUCAAAUAUUCAAAUGCUAUCAUAUUAUUAAAAUAUUAAAAAAGAUUUUUCAUAUAUUUCUUGUUUGCCACAUGGGUGUACUUUUCAAUAAACUAUGACUAAUAUAGCUUUGUGAAAAGCAGUAUCACUGUUGUGUAA